CGAUGAUUCCUCAUGAAUAUUCAUCAUCACAAACAUGGCGCCGUCCAUGGUUGUGUUGGUUGCUGUGAACCUUUUGCUGGAACAAAGUCUGUUGACGAGUGGCUUUACGCAUUGGGUUGUCACUGAAGAUGGAAGAGUACAAUCUCAGGCGGACAGUGUAUUCAACCUGCGACGGCCCUAUGAUCUUGUGGAGUUUAUGAAACAGGAAGAGAGAGCCACCACUAUUAAUAUUUUGAAAAAAGAACUCCAGAUACGGAAACAUGAGAUUGAUAAAAAUGAAGAUAGAGAUACAGGUCUUGAGCAAAGGUUCUACAAGACAGAUCCCAACUGUGUGGAAGCAGGGAAGCCCCUUCCGGAGUUCGACCUGUACAUUUCUACAGUGCUGCCUCUGGAAAACAAGGGGAUCCGGCCAGAUGAACAUAUCGAGGUCAAUGCUAACCUGCCGGAGACGCCCAUGGCACCAGUCUGCCUCGACGUGACUGAUCUCAACUACAGCAUACAUGCGUUUGAGCAUCUUGAGGGUUUAAAAGACAGACAGAAUUUAUCCGGCACCCCAGAGCUUGGGCUGAAGAAUGCCAUUACACAUCGAGAAAAUGUGGAUGACUACGGCCAUCUUGUUUACGAGGCCUUACAGAAGAAUAAGACGUCAUGGGUUUUAUACAACAUGGCUGCCUUCUACUGGCGCAUCAAGGGAGAUCCUUAUCAUUCCAUUGAAUGUGUCCGGAGAGCUCUCCACUACUCCCCCCGAUCACAGAAGGAUGUAGCUCUCAUAAGUCUGGCCAACGUGUUGCACCGGGCCCGGUAUUCUAACGAGGCAGCCAUCAUUGUACAUGCAGCCCUGGAUGUUUCUAAGGAACUCAACGUCAAUCAUUUUACUCUUGGAAAUAUCUAUGCGGUGCUAGGGGAGUAUAACAAGUCGGUGAUAUGUUUUGAGAACACCCUGAAGAUUCAGCCGGACUUCGAGGCAGCGGCCAAGAGGAAGCAUGCAGUACUGUGUCACUCCAAGCUGGAGGCAGCUCUAGAAGCCCAACAUCGGUCCCUACAGAAGACAUUGAAGGAACUUAAAGAAUACCAGCGGAAACACGACCACUGGCAGACGCAGCAGGACAAGCUGGACUUUGAACAAGUCUCACCAGAGGUCAAGGCCGCACAACAGAUAGCAUAUGAGACACAGAAGAUAAAAGUGAUGCCUUCAGAAAUAGGGGAGUAUUGCCGUAUGGAACUUCGCGAUGGGAAGCAGGUGCUUGUCUGUUCCUGGAGUAAACGUAGAGGGCCAUUGGAUUUUGACUCGCACAGUUCCAAGAUGAAAGAGGGUGAGAAGGGAUCCGAUUACAUUCAGAAGAGAGGCAAGAAGCAGGUGGACUACUCCAAACCUGUCAGGCCACCAAUGUAUUCAAAAAAUAAAGUCCCUCCUCCAAAGACAAACAUGGAGCACAUGAUUGAGGAGUGGCCCCAGAAGGAAGAGUGUGACACAUACGUCCAGAAGGUGCCGGAUCCCCGCAACCUCACCACAACCUACCUGUCUCCUGAAAAUAAAGGCUUUGAAGUAAAAGCAUUGCUCACUGAAGCUCAAAACUUAAAACCAGGGGGAGAACACCCGUUGCCAUGGUACCCACCAGUGUGUGUCCCCCUGCUGGAAAUCCCAGACGUCAACCGGCGCACCUACGAUCAUCUCAAAUCCAUGGCAUACUCAGAGAAGAGCAAGAUCCCACUGAAAUAUAACGACCCCUCAAUGAGACCGAUUCUGUUGGCCCAUGUGAACAACCCAAUAGUGACCGAGGAGGAAGUUGGACAGAGAAUACUCACAGCAUUGAAAGAGAAUAUUGGCCCAGGCUGGGUGUUAUACAACCUAGCUGGGAUGUACUGGCGCAUCAUUGGUAACAACUACCAUGGUAUUGAGUGUAUCCGCAGAUCGUUGCAUCUUGUACCUGACGAGUACCGAGAUGUACCACUAGUAAACUUGGCUAAUAUCUUCUACCGCUACGGUCGAUACGACGAUGCAGUGACAGUGUUGCGGGAUGCUCUGAGUGUUAAUGACUGGGAGCCAUCAACUCAUUUCUUCUUUGGCAAUGUGUUAUGGGCAACUAACAACUACACCGGGGCAGUGUGGCACUAUCGGCGGGCCCUGGAGGGGCACCCAGACAACGUGGAGGCGUUCAACACGCUGAGGGCGAUACGCUGCCACCAGAAGUACCAUCAGGCUACCCAGAGUGCAGCACCCCAGGAACUUCCUGCACAGCCCGUGGGCAGCAACUGUCAGCCGAAGGUGUUUACUACUAACCAACAAGCAGAGAGCAGAGUUAUCUGUAAACUGGAGAAUGGUGAAGAGAAGUGUAUAAUAGAGACAAGAACUCGGCACAAGUCCAGCGACUGCAACGGCCACUGCACACAGACCUGCACCAUCAGCCCGGUGAAGAUGGACACCUGUUCAGGGGGCGGCGAGGUCACAGUGGAUCAGACAGGCUUAAACCACAGACUUCACAUCCAUUGUCGACUGGUCAAAAAUAAAAAGCUCAAAAACAGUGGUGGAAGUCAGUGUGCUCAAAAGGGAGGUAACUCUCAGUGCUCAGGAGACAAUGAGGAUAUCCUAUUCAGCGGUGACUUUACGAGUCGGCUGGAUGAAGUCAGCGAAUACUACGAGAAGAAAGGACUUUGUCAGGGAGAGGAAUGUAACCAACUGCGGGUGCAGUGUCUCAUUCCAAUGAAGACGCACUCAGGUUUGCUGGCUCAUGUGAUCACGCCACCCAAAUUGUUUGUGCGGCCCGUGUCUCUGCACACGACCCAAUGUAUGCAAGGAGGACAGAAGCCACACAUUAAGCUGGAGUUUGUGGAUGGAGUCCUCCACCAGAAGCUGAUCUUUGUUCAGGCAGCGUCCGAUCUACACGUGGAAGCCAAUGAGUGUGUCAUAUUUAACGACGGGUCGAAAUCUAGCGGAUGCAAUCAGCCUGAAUAUAGAGCUUAUAUACUGGAGGUGGACACUGUGAAGUUGGAGCAGGAUGUUGAAGCCUUGGAGAAGCUGGUCAGCCAACACCUCAAGUCCUGUCGCCGGAUCGAGGAUGCUCUCGCUGCCUCCAGCGAGGAGGAAUAUGAUAUCAACAAUGUGCCAGCGCCCCCUGGUGGUCCCCUCGGAUAUCAGGGGCCUCAGGUAGACGACUGUCUGCCUCUGCCGGACAUGGAACUGCCAGAUACCUCCAUCCAUGCCAAGAGUGGAUAUGAUGUAGACUUUGACCCAGUGAUCUGCUCGUCCAUCAGGGAGGUAGACUUUCGGCAGUUCACGUCAACAUGGCUGUCAGUCACAGCCAAGGGGAUCGAUUUGUCUGACCACCUCGACUUUGAGAUGGUGAUAAAGGACACAGUGGACGAGCCGGAGUGUCGGGGGAAGAUGGCGUCCAGCGUCAUCGGCUUCGACCACCUACCAGGUGUGAAGUGUCGAGCUGGACUGGACUACUCGGGAGAGCUUGGACUCAGAGAUGUGUUGCAGCGGCUAGGAGGGAAUGAUGAGCCUGUCCAGGUGGUUGGGGCUCGUAUAGCACAUGCAUUGAAGGAGAAUGCCACGUCGUGGGUGUUGGCAAAUUUAGCGGCUCUCUACUGGAGGGUGGAGGGGGAGGCCCCAAGAGCCAUCAACUGUCUCCGACUUGCACUGACAUAUGCCCCCCGAGAAUACAGGGACACAGCACUGAUCAGCAUGGCGAACGUGAUGCACCAGACCGACAACCUAAACGAUGCUAUAGUCAUCACUAACAUGGCGCUAGAAACAUCCGCUAAUCUAGCUGUGUCACAUUUCACUCUUGCCAACCUGUAUGCAGCAAAGGAACAAUGGGACCAUGCUGUGCUGUUUUACAAAUCAACGCUCUCAUUACAGUCCCACUUCAAGCCUGCCCGAGAUAGACUAAAUUAUAUCCUAUGUAAAGCUUAUGCAUAAACACAGUCCCAGUCCUUAUUGUCAGCAA
Messenger RNA from Haliotis rufescens (red abalone), 3950 nucleotides. RefSeq names its product tetratricopeptide repeat protein 17-like. Gene Ontology annotation, biological process: actin filament polymerization. Gene Ontology annotation, molecular function: protein binding. Lineage: Eukaryota; Metazoa; Mollusca; Gastropoda; Lepetellida; Haliotidae. Bases 35 to 3922 code for a protein of 1295 amino acids. The transcript has 29 exons. Gene Ontology annotation, cellular component: cytoplasm; actin cytoskeleton. The record is from RefSeq and is a predicted model, not a curated record.